UUGCCUACCGGGCGGAGUAAUUCGUGUUAGUGUCUACUGACUGCGUGUGUGUGUGAGAGAGUGCGUGCUUCGGCUGCUGCUUGUCACUCAUUGUGCCGUGAACACGGGUAGCGACAAGGACCAAAAAUCCGUCCGGUAGCAGUUGUCCUCUCCUGGAACGGCUCUCUUUACCUCCCCCCCUUCUUUCUUCAGUAGAGACACCUCGCUUGUUUUAAAAGUGCGUCUAAUCUGCAAGGAGAAUAUCUGUGACACAUUACAAUGCUUCAAAUACGGGACCUCAUCUGGGGAUUGCUAUUCGCAGGAUGUGCAGCUGCCAUCCAGGUGCAAAUCACUCCAACACAAGGAGAGAUCAGCGUAGGAGAGUCCAAGUUUUUCCUCUGCGAAGUGGUUGGAGAUGCUAAAGACAUAGACUGGUACACCCCCAGCGGGGAGAAGAUCCUCCCCAACAGGCCAGACAUCUUUGUGAGCCGUGGCGAUGAAACCAUGUCGACCCUCACCAUAUACCACGCCAACGUGGACAGUGCCGGCAUCUACAAGUGUGUGGCAAGGAACGGGGACAAGGAAGCCCAGGCCACGGUCCAAGUGAAGAUCUUCCAAAAGAUCACCUUCCAGAGUGCUCCCAGCCCACAGGAGUUCAAUGAAGGCGAUGAUGCUGACAUAGUCUGCGAUGUGGUCAGCUCGCCGCCACCCGCCAUCAUUUGGAAGCAUAAGGGCUCCAGGAUCCAGGUUGCCAAAGAUGUGCGAUUCAAGAUCAUGGUUAAUGGCCACCUGCAGAUCCGCGGCAUCAAGAAGAUAGAUGAGGGCAUGUACAACUGUGAGGCCCGUAUCAUGGCCAGGGGAGAAAUAGAUUUCAAGAUGAUCAAGGUCGUUGUUAACGUGCUCCCCACCAUCCGCGCCAGGCUGUCAGAGGUCAACGCUACUGCAGACAGCGAUCGCUCCGCUUUGCUGGCCUGCGACGCGGACGGCUUCCCUGAACCCACCGUCACCUGGGCACAUAACAACGUUGUCCUUGAAACGGGUAAUAAGUACAGCGUGAGCGACGACGGCUCGGAAUUGUUAAUAAAAAGUGUCAAGAAAGUGGAUGAAGGAGAUUACACUUGCAUCGCCAAGAACAAGGCAGGAGAGAAAGCCGAGGAAGUCAGCCUGAACGUGUUCGUGAAACCCAGGAUUACCUAUCUGAAUAACCAGACUGCCUCAGAGUUUGACGAACAGGUCACCCUGACCUGUGAGGCCUCGGGCGACCCCACACCCACCAUCUCCUGGAGUUUCCAAAACAGGGUGUUCACUGAAGGAGAGCAGAGCCUUGAUAGAAAUAUUGUGGUACGCACCCACGCACGGGUGUCCUCGCUCACCUUGAAAAACGUCCUGUUCACAUACGCCGGCCAGUAUCUCUGCACCGCCAGCAACUCCAUCGGACAAGACAUCAAGCAAUUGUACCUGGAAGUCCGCUAUGCUCCAAAAAUCCUGGGUCCAGUGACAGUGUACACGUGGGAGGGGAACGCGGCGAACAUCAGCUGUGAGGUGGAGGCUUACCCCGGAGCCUCGGUGGUUUGGUUUAGAGACGGACUCCAGCUGCCCUCUUCCAACACCACCAACAUGAAGAUCUACAACACACCAACCAUCAGCUACCUGGAGAUUACCCCCGAUUCUCAGAAUGACUUUGGGAGCUACAACUGCACAGCAACCAAUGUGAUGGGCUCUGAGUCCAAGGAGUUCAUUCUGAUCCAAGCAGAGGUGCCAUCAUCGCCAGAAAUCGAACAAGUGGAACCUUUCUCCAGCACAGCAGUGGUGAAGUUUGAAGAGCCUGACUCCAUGGGGGGAGUUCCCAUUAUUAAGUACAGAGUGGAAUGGCGUUUGACUGGCCAGGAUUGGACCGGCAAAGAGCACUAUGCUAGUGAUGACAUGACCGCGAUCACCAUCGUUGGCCUGAAGCCAGAGACCACCUACGAGGUCAAGAUGUCGGCCAUCAACGGCAAGGGCGAAGGCGAGAGCAGCCUGCCCAGCACUUUCAAGACUGAGCCAGUCCGGGAACCCAGUGCCCCCAUACUAGAAGUCAAGGUCCAAGAAAGGGGUAAUACUCUUAAGGUCAACUGGAUCAAGCAGGACGAUGGCGGUUCCCCCAUUAAACACUACCUGGUCAGAUACAAGGCUAAGCACGUAUCCGACUGGAAACCAGAGAUCCGCAUUCCCCACAACAGUGAGUAUGUGAUGCUGAGCGGCCUGGACUGGAAUACAGAGUAUGAGGUUCACGUGGUGGCAGAGAAUCAGCAGGGCAAGUCGGAGCCUGGCGUCAUCUCCUUCAGAACAGCUACAGACCCCACUACCAUCCCAGCUACCCUUGGUUGCCGAUGUGUUACCUACAGUCUGGCAGCUCUUCUGCUGUCCAUGCUGACUGUGCUCUGGCUCUCGUAAACUGAUUUUGUUCAAGGAGACAGAGGAUAGUCUAAACCUUUGAAAUCUUGGGGCCCACAAUCCUUUGCUUUCUAUGCCUUUUUUGACCCUUGUGCAGUCACACGCAAGAUGAAAAAAAAAAAAAAUAUGAAGAGUCAAGACAUUGGUUUCAUGACGUUAUUACAGGGUGCUCAGUACUUGCAUCAUUCUCAAAUUUUGGGGAUUUAGAUUCUGUUGAUAUUUUGUUUUCAUCUGUUUUCAUGUUGUAUAUGAAUAGAUUUGGAAAGGAGAAGUUUUGUCAAUGCUACAAGUCGGACUUGGGUGCUCAGUUGGGAUACUGUGUAGACAAAGUGUUGCCGCUUUGUUUUAGAUACGAUUAGUAACACAUUCAUAAUGCCUUAAUGUGAUCUUGAGAGGGGUGAUGAAUAGAAUAAUUACCUUACACUGUUUGAUUAUGUGUCUACAAUGUGCUAACCAGAAAUGGCAAUUGUAAAGAGACUUUUAUUUUGGAAUUUAUUGCCUAUCAAACAGACACAUCAUUCCACCGUUACGUCAAAAAUGACAUAAAAGCAUGAACACUGCAUGAAAGCUGACACAAGGCAUGAUCCAGUAUUCAUUGAUGUGCUAUGCAGCUGCUUUGGAGCUCCCCAGUCAAGCAUUAUGAAUGUGUUAACCAGGUGAAGAGUACACAUGCUGUGCCUAAUUUCAGUUUUUUUUUUGGAUACAACCUUGAAAUGUCCUGCUGUACAAAAUGAGGAAAGACUUAAAAAAAAGUGGGGGGGAAACAAAUAUUGGUUAUGGGCAGAGUAUUCAUUUUUCAAGAGUUUAUUAAUUUUGGACAUUAUAUUAUGCUCACUUUCAAAUACAGUAUUAUGUAAUCGCCUUGUUAGGAGAGGACAGAAGGUUGUGCAGAAAAACUAAUCAUGUUUCGUGACAAAGUGUACAUACUCUUUUCAAACUGACCCUCCAGAAAUACAAGAAAUACGCUGGGGGUUUUUUUUGUUUGUUUUUUUGACGGUUCUUGUUCUCUUUUUACCUGAAAGCAGAGAAAUGUCUAAAAUGUGCAACAGCUGUUAAACACUAAAAAUUUCAUUUUCAACAAUGUGAAAUGAUUCUAUUCUCUGAGACAUUUUUGUAAGUACAUAUCUGUGUAUUUCCAUGUAACCAUUGUAGGGUUGAAAUAAAUUGUGUUUCUUUUUUCUUUCAUGAAA
This is a messenger RNA of Anarrhichthys ocellatus (wolf-eel), 3602 nucleotides long. RefSeq names its product neural cell adhesion molecule 1a (gene ncam1a). Gene Ontology annotation, biological process: cell adhesion. The record is from RefSeq and is a predicted model, not a curated record. Gene Ontology annotation, cellular component: neuron projection; membrane. Bases 259 to 2412 code for a protein of 717 amino acids. Gene Ontology annotation, molecular function: protein binding. The transcript has 16 exons. Lineage: Eukaryota; Metazoa; Chordata; Actinopteri; Perciformes; Anarhichadidae.